Capronia coronata CBS 617.96 is the source of this 948-nucleotide messenger RNA. RefSeq lists its product as uncharacterized. The coding region runs from base 1 to 948 and encodes 315 amino acids. The transcript has a single exon. Lineage: Eukaryota; Fungi; Ascomycota; Eurotiomycetes; Chaetothyriales; Herpotrichiellaceae. The record is from RefSeq and is a predicted model, not a curated record.
AUGAUUGCUCCUGUCGAACAAAAGCCCGAGGUGGUCCACGUCCAGAUCUCGCCAGAAGAGCGAGCCUCAAACACAAUAUCCAAACAAAAUUUGGAGAAAGCUGUCGUGGCGCUUUCUGAAGAUGGGGUCGUCGUCCUGGACGGAGCCGUCUCACAAGAGAGCCUCGACUUCCUGAACCCGCGGAUGGUCGAAGAGGCAAAGGCUCUCCGUGAAGGGCCGUCAACCUGGUUCAAUUACAGCACGAAAGCUCAGAAUAUUCUGCAACAUAUGAUUCCAGAGCCAGAUUACCUCUUACCAGACGUGCAUGCAAACCCCUUCGCGACCGAUGUCUGCAAGACAAUGAUCGGCCCCAACCCUGUCCUCCGUUAUCAUAAGGCCAACACCAACUUCCCGGGCGAGAGCCGUCAACCGGUUCAUAGCGACGUGCACUACGACCAUCCACGUGCAUGUUUCAGCUUGGCGGUUAACAUCGUGCUGAUCGACUGCUCACCCGAGAAUGGCUCGACAGAAUGUUGGCCGGGGACCCAUACGACCACAAAAUUCUCAGAUCAGAAUGGCAUGAAUGGUAUCCAUCAACAUCUGUUGGAUGAAAGAGUCAAGACCCACGGACAACCCAUCCAGCCGAUAGUGAAGAAAGGUGGCAUCAUCAUUCGCGAUAUGAGGCUGUGGCACGCCGGCAUGCCUAACCGCACCGCCGACGAAGUCCGAGUCAUGCUCAACCUCAUUUACUUCGCCGACUGGUACAGAAGUACUAUGACCAUCACAUUUCCCAAGAGUGCCGACUCGAAGGUGAAGGAGCUUGAGAAGGCGGGCGGCAUCCGCAUUGCUGCCGAGUUCGUGGAUGAGCUCGAUCACACUACGCUCGGCCAUACCCACGAUUUUGGACAGGAUGACAAGAGGGAGGAGUUUGGCCGGUGGCACCAUAAGAUGACGGAUACUUCCAAGUGA